AUGAGUGAUCUUGGAAGUAGACUAGGUCCGCAAGGACGAGCCCUACUACAUGGCGGAGAAAGCGACUAUCCCAAAGCUACUCCUCAGGAGUUGGACUUUCUCAUCAACGAUUUGAGAUUCCCCAAACCAGGUACAACCAUUCAAACAGUGCUUGGUUACUUGUAUAAUUAUAUUCCGUACAUUAAGCACGAGCACAACUUACGACUCGUAAUUGCCAGCUUCUUGAACAACCCAUUAUGUUUUGGCCAUCAAGCUCCUCCCAUGGAGCAGAACUAUCUCAUCUUAGAAGUUUUCAAAUUGAUCACAGACAAAAAGUUGAAAAUCUCCCAGCCCACCUUGACAAUUAGGAAUUACUACGAAGUCAUAUUGACAGAAUUGACUAAUUUUGUGUCCUUCAAUCCAACUGCGAAUUCGUGGAAGAUUUUGCCUAUUUUGUCUGGAUUAUUUCUUUCCAACGAACUAAGAGAUCAACUCUAUACAGAAGUCAGCUAUCUAGACUAUGGCUGGUUUUUCAGUGAUUGGGAUAACAAAGCCAAAUCUCUUUUCAAGAAAGCUCUUGGCCUCAGUAUUUCUCCUUCUCAUUCCGAUAACAUAAUCAACUUGAGUUUGUUGAGUUUUGCUGUGAUAUUCAAGAAAACUGAAAAUGUAGAAGAGUAUUCAGGACAAGUACCCAGCUCAUUUAUAAUCCCCAAACUAGUGGAACUUAUAAUUCUCAACCCGGAAGACUCAUCUGCUGUAAUUUUUAAGUUUUUCCAUCUUGACCCCAGAGAUACUCAGAGUAUGGACAUUAUCCAAAAGGAAAUAUCUCAGAAACCAGUAAUAAAACACAUUAACAAGCUCUCAUUCUUGUUGGAAGCAUACUUCCAGACUUUGAAGCUUGACAGCUCGUCUUUUGAAAUAGUCAUGGAUUCACUUUUGAAAAUUCUAGACUUCAACAGACGUUUGUGCCACAACACGCAGUCGUCUUUAUUCAACUCUAAGGGAAGCACUUUGGAUGCAAAUCCAGUUCAUCUGGUCUUCUGGAGAUCAUUAAAGUCUUUAUUAUUUUCUGAAAUUAUCAUAUUUCAAGGUAUAUUAACGAGAUUCUUUUCUGCUUCUAGACCUAGCUUUUUUAAUCUAUUUGGAAGAAGAGAUUUGGGUAGGUUUGAAUCACAGUACAAGCAAAUUGCCUUGAAGAUUUUGCACAGCUUGUACUAUGUUCACUUCGUAAUGUUGUCAAUUGGACAAGGAGGCUUCGACAGCUAUAAUUUCGUAUACUAUUUAACAUCUGAAUUGGCACACAAUUCAGGCAUCGGCUUUGAAAAUCUCACCAUGUCUUUGAUUGGAGACUACAGAGAAGUGAACCUUUACCCAGAUGUGAUAAAUUCAGAUUAUAUUGCUGCAUCAAAAGUACUUUUUGUCUUAGGGUUGUGGGAAAAUUAUCUACAACUGAAGAAAGCUAACCAGAUUUUCAUAAAAGAGAAGAUAUUCGGUCUUGCAAUGGACCUUGCUGACGACCGUAAGUAUAAAGAGGGAGAUGUUGUUGAAGCGGCACAUUCAGUUGUUCUUUUCUGCUUUGCCAAUAGCACAACGAAUAACACCCAUGAGACUUUUGCUUAUGUGAGAUUACUCUUGGGACAAUUUCCUUCCAGACUUUCUUCGCACCAACUCAAUAUUGCUAUCGAAACAUUGGGUAAGAAGCUAUUAUCGAACCCUGUUCAGUAUCUUGAUGAAGGGUACAAGGAUUCGGCAGAGGAGUUUAUAGCAUUCAUUUAUACAGAAGCAGAAAAAACCAUACCAGGACAGCUGAUAGAUACGAAGCAAGUUAUUCAGAGCGAAAUCAGUGAUCCUGUUGCUGGAAGUAUCGCACCGGAAUAUGAAUUUGCAAAGCGUACUACUGCUGGGACUUCCAGAGAGGCAAUUAUCCAAGCUUUGAUAAACUUGAUUCCAUACUUUCCAUUAACUCAUUUUACUAGUUGGCUCGACAGAAUUUGGGAAUUGGUCAAACUGAGCACUCCAGAAGAAGCUGAGUACUUGAUAACAACUCUCUGGAAAGCACUCAGUGAAAAUAUGGACAUGAACCGAGUAGAACUUGGAGUUAGAUGGUGGUAUGAAAUGAGGGGAAUGCCUGAGACUGUUAAAGAAGUUCCAGCUCGUAAAGAAGCUAGACUUUAA
Scheffersomyces stipitis CBS 6054 is the source of this 2154-nucleotide messenger RNA. It is a transcript of the gene PEX8, whose product is annotated as Pex8p. The transcript has 2 exons. Lineage: Eukaryota; Fungi; Ascomycota; Pichiomycetes; Serinales; Debaryomycetaceae. The record is from RefSeq and is a predicted model, not a curated record. The coding region runs from base 1 to 2154 and encodes 717 amino acids.